This is a messenger RNA of Mercenaria mercenaria, 3276 nucleotides long. RefSeq lists its product as uncharacterized. Bases 1200 to 1961 code for a protein of 253 amino acids. Lineage: Eukaryota; Metazoa; Mollusca; Bivalvia; Venerida; Veneridae. The record is from RefSeq and is a predicted model, not a curated record. The transcript has a single exon.
CACUAAACUGGAAGCUUAAAUGUAAACAUUAUAUAACAUGUCGUAGAAUGGAAUGAAUAAAGGUUGUUUGAAAAAUCAUUCAAUUAGUUUCUUAAAUGUUGACAUACGAACUUAUCUCUUACAAUAAAUAGAAAGGUGUGUCACGUUUGAACAGAAGCGGUUUUAUCUUUGAAGAGGGUGAUUUAAAACAUAUCAAUUUUCGUUUUAAAAUGUUAUAAAAACGAAACGGAAUAUGAAGAUUUUCUUGGACAGAAAAAUGUUGUUGUUUUUUUUAAGUGCGAAUAUUUCUGACAGUUGAUCGAUUUUAUUAUAGUUUGGAUAACAGUUACAUAUUUAUGACAGUGUUUUCACAUGCGAUAAAUAAAUAUAUUGGAAGUUUACACAGUAAAACCGAAACACACAUGCCAACUGAAUGUACUAUGUCAUGUAUUCUCCGCACACGUGGAUAUCUCUGAUGCAGUAACAAUUUGCUCGAAUGUUAACAUAAAUAAAAAUGCUUUAAGCGACAAGUUUUAGUCACAGAAAAAAAGGAUAUGAACGAACAAGAACAAUCGGAAAAUGCUAUAAAACAGAAAUUAAAGGUUUCCAUGUCAAACAAAUUUUGAAAAGUUAUGGCCAUAUCUUAAAAGGUCAAUGUUUAUGGUACAUCAGUUAUCUGGACAUCAGUAAUAAGUAAGGCAAUCAUCAGUCUCAGAACAGAAGGUUUCAGUGACAGAAUGAUGAAUUAUUGAGGAUAUUUAGAUCUUAAAAUACAUACAGAAUUAUAGGAAAAAAAUCACACAUGCAGAAGUAUUAACCACAAAGGUAUGUGUUAUUGCGUUUAUUGAAAAGUAUUGACGUAUUUUGAAAGUCAAUGUUUUGUUGAAUAUGUUGAUCAGCUGGUAAACAGGAUUUACUUACGAUCCCAAAUGCACGAAUUCAUUGUGGUUGGACAUUAACCUUCUUCGAUACUGAAGAAUUUUCUUUCUUGGGACCGGCUUGGUUAUUUUGAUACAUUAACCUUUAAUGGUCGGUAGGACACUGUGAAGUGAAUAAACAUGAUAAGAGGUAAUAAAAAUGUGAUAUCAAAAUAUCGACCUCUCAGUGAAACGUAUUGAUAAAAGAAAUAGAUCGUAGUAAUUUAUGGACAUUUAUAUUUAUACUCCAACUGAAGAAUGUUGACUUAAAACGUUGAUUUCUUCGAGGACUUUAAGAAAGGAAUGGAUAUGACUUCAGAAAAUGACAGUAAUAAUAGUGAAAAAAUGCAUGAACACGUGGUAACGGGUGUUCAACAGAAAAGAUCUUUAAAAAGGAAAGAAACAGCGCGACGGAAUUUGGUAGAUUCUAUUUAUACAAGACAAUGGGAUGUGAGAUACAGUGCACCGUGUUUGUUAGGUGAACGAAUGAAACCGGAAAUUAAAUUUCCGCGACUAAAUUCAAAAGAAAGGUCUGUACGCGGUAUGGGAUAUGUUAACAUUCACAGUAAUAGUGAAAAUAAAAAAUCGCAAUAUAAACCUACAAUCAGUCCGAAUUCUUACAUAGAAAUUGCGGACGAGAGCGGACGUACGGACAGCAUAUCUAGGAAUGGUACAUAUGGAUAUACGCGUAAGUCCAGCAAUCAAAAUAUCAGUCUUCCUGAAAUUAUAAUGGAAUUUAAUCUAGAAACAAGUGUGGCUGUCAAUCAUAAUGGCGUUCGUAUGACGUCACCAUCGACGGAUUGUCACGAUGAGGACCGAGCACUUGGUGCCCCAUACGAAGAACUCCUAAACCAAACAAAGUAUAAUAAAUUUAACCCUUGUCGGUCCCGCUACCGACCAGUAACUCCAGGGCUUUUGGAAUCACUGAACAAACUAAAGGUUCCAACUAAAGUAAAAACUGAGCAGUGGAUCAGAUCAUCUCAAAGAACUCAGAAAUCUCAGCAAGGACACGUGUAUAAAACGGAAAAUAUAGAUACUACUGCAAACUGGAUUUAUGAUGAUUAGAUUAAGAAUUUGAUAUCAAUGAAUGUUUGUUAAAUAGAUAAGCGACUGUCACUUAAAUGUAAGUGUUUGGAAAAGCCGAACAAUAGUUUUAUUGAUCUAUUAAGAAAUGCGUGAUUUAUACAAUGUUCAAUUAUAUGAUAGUGAUACGAUACUAUUUAAAGGGACAUGCUUCUACAGUCCGUGGUUUAUUACACCAGCUUACAUUUUAACUGACGAGCCAUUACGGAUUUUUCUCGCUUUUUCUAGUAAUAUACAGCAUUUUAUUUCUCACGACGUACAAUAUAUACGCUGUCAUCACAAAUAUCAGUACGAAAGAUUGUCAAGGCUGGUCAAGUUAUUUUAUUGAUAUCACUUGAAUUUAUCACAUUUUAAAUUGAUCAUAUAAUAGGACAGUGGAUAGAUAUUUGUUUUCAUAAUGACACAGUGAUAGAUCCACACUGUAGAUCAGGGUAUGUUGCAAAACCCCUCGGCCUUUGACGUUUGGAUAAUACAAUAAUAUGAUAAUGAACAUUAUAUUAAGAUACUGAGAUUUUAAUCUAAUUAAUUGAUAUCGCCUUAAAAUGCGUUAUUUAUAUGAGCCGUGCCAUGAGAAAACCAACAUAGUGGGUUUGCGACCAGCAUGGAUCCAGACCAGCUUACGCAUCCGCGCAGUCUGUUCAGACUCCAUGCUGUUCGCUUUUAAAGCCUAUUGAAAUUGGAGAAACUGUUAGCGAACAGCAUGGAUCCUGACCAGACUGCGCGGAUGCGCAGGCUGGUCUGGAUCCAUGCUGGUCGCAAAGCCGCCAUGUUGGUUUUCUCAUGGCACGGCUCAUAUACAGUUGAAACGCGAUUUCUCAAACUCGCUUAUCCAAAACUUCUGGCUAUCUCGAAGAUAGUAUCAAGUCCCGUCUCGAAAACAAAUUGUAAUUUUAAGUUGAAUUCCGGUUAUCCCAAAGUAAAGAGUUCUAUCCUUUGGAAUUCGAGAAACCGAGUUUCAACUGUAUGUAUAAUCUAUGUACAAAUACAUACAUAUGGAGGAUUCGUGAGAGAUUCAUGGUGUUCAAGAAUAGCGUAUCAGCUUCUAGCUGGUAUGUAUCUUUAGUGACGAAAAUGAAUGAAUUAAGAAGCAUUUGUGUAUUUAUUAACAAACUGGUGCAAAUAAAUGGAAACGGGUGCUUAUAUUGGAGCUUUAAAUAGCUACAAUUACAAUCACAUUUAUGACGUGUUCAAAUGUAUAUGCAGCUUAUAUAUGUAAUAGUCAGAAAUUAAAAUGUUGUACAUGUAUCUAUUUCAAUAAGUGUGUCAUAAAUGUUAUCAUUAAAUUCCUUGAUAUGCA